CUAUAGGAUUGUUCCAGGCAUGAUUCUGCCUCCAAUAUUGUUACAAUAAAUGCUCAUUCAGAUUGGGAACUUCAGUAGCAGUAGAGUUAGGUAUUGGAAUACCCACGUUAUUUAUAUCAAUAGAAAGAAAUAGAGUUUACGGUAGUAGAUAAAAAAGAAUUAUACAGAAAAGAAAAUGGAUAUACAGUUAACCUUGUAAUAUGAACUUAUGAAAUAUUUAGCUGGACAUUUCAUUAGGAAUAUUUGAUAGAACAAAAUGUGAUGGUACAUAAGAUUAACAAAAUAUCUCUCUAGCGAUAGAAUUUCACAUAUAUAUAUCACAUUGUUAUAACCUAAGUUUCAAAUAACACUAUGGGUUGUUUAUAUUCGACGAAGAGAAAGGACGCAAUGCGGAAAAAUAAAAAUGUUAAUACACAACCGCGAAAAAAAUAUUUACCAGAUAAAACUGGUGACGAAAACGACAAUGGAAAUAAUAUAGAGAAAAAUCUACCUGAUUUUACAGACGAACAAAAAGAACUUGUUAUCGAAUCUUGGAAAGAAAUUAAAGAUGAUAUGGAUAAAGUUGGAAUACAAAUGUUUAUGAAGCUUUUUGCGAGCCAUCCAGAUGUACAAGAUGCAUUCACAACAUUUAAAGGAAUGAGUCCUGAAGAUUUAACACAUAGCAACCAAUUAAGGUCACACGCUAUGCGAGUUAUGGGAACUGUAGACAAGUGCCUUACAUGUAUUCAUGAGCCAGACAUCAUGUUUAAAACAUUACAUGAUCUUGGUGCUCGACAUGUCAUGUAUACAGCAAAGGUCGACUACAUGGAUCUGAUAGGACCACAGUUUAUAUUGGCGAUACAACCAGUUAUUGGUGAAAAAUGGAAUUCAGAACUCGAACAAGCCUGGUCGGACUUAUUUAAACUCAUCGCACAUGUUAUGAAAGCCGCUAUGACGUUUUAUUGAGUUAUCAAAAUAUAGUUAUAGUAUUUUGAUUGGAAUUAACUUGAUAUGAAUGUCUGUUUUGAAUGUUAUAAAGGAUAAUGUAAUAAUAUACGGUCAUAAGAGGGUACAUGUUAAUUAUUGAAUACAUGUUUAUCUUUCAAAAUAUCGCUUACUGCUAAUGAAGUGAUAUAGACAAAUACUUUACUUACAAAACGACUACAUUAUGUAUGCACUUCAUGUAUAAGUCAAUUAAUUAUAUAUCUAUCUUUCCCUAAAAAUUUUAAAAUAAUUAUCAUUGACAUUCUUAUUUGCUUAACCAUUAUCCUUACACGUAAGUUUUGAAAAACGUUUUCUCUUGAACAAUGAAAUGGAAUUUAGGAGCCUUGAAAAACUAUAUACACACGAGACAUGAUAAUCUAGCAUUCUUUUUUAACUAUUUGAACCAUUAUAACAUCACAUUUCAGUCCAUUAAUUAUGUGUUUUAAUGUAAAGUACGUUUAUCAGAGUCUCAAUAUUCUUGAACGCGAGACGUUUUAUAUGCUUCAGAUAGAGCUGAAUAUUUACAAAUUAUACGAUAAUCUUUAUAAUAUGAAUUCAGAUUUUUUACCAGUAGAUAUAUUGUGUUUUGAAAUCAUAUUAUCAUGUAAUAUCACAAAUGUGAGAUGAUAUGUAAUGUUAUAUACCACCAAUCGAUAUAAGCGGAAUUUGAUCUGCAAAAAAGAAACAAUAUGGAAGUCACAAAUACAUAGCCCUAUUCUUCUUUCAAGAUAAAUUUCUUGAAAUUAGCAACUUAUUAUGUUAAUUUUCAUAUUGAAAUAAUCCACUGCAAAUGACCUAAAAGAAUUUAACAUGUAUGAUGAAUGUUUGGUAUUUAACGUAUAGUAUGUUAUUGUACCAUGCAAUUAUGAUUCUACUUUCAAUUAUGAUAUACGUGUAUAUAUAAUAAGACAACACAUGCCUAUAUGUUAUGCUUUACAAUAAAGUAUUUAUGUUUUGUAUUGUAUAUUCAGCUGGUACCCAUGCCAAAUAGCCAGGUUCAAUAUUUAUUCAGGUGUUGUACAUACAAGCUUUCACUGCAUCGGAACUAACACACUUGUCUGGUUUUAGUCAGCUGUCUCAAAGUUCAACGUAAAAUGAUGUAUAACAGAUGACUGACUAUUUUGAUAGUUUUGUAUUAUUGUCUUGUUAAAUGGUUAAAAAUUCGAUAAAAAUGUUGCAUACACAUGAAUGUUAGAUUUUGUUUUUAUUUUAUAUUGUUUUAAAUAAAAUUUGAACAUUUUGUUACAAUUA
Molecule: messenger RNA, 2214 nt
Organism: Ruditapes philippinarum (Manila clam)
Lineage: Eukaryota; Metazoa; Mollusca; Bivalvia; Venerida; Veneridae
Product: globin C, coelomic-like
Exons: 3
Coding region: 352-945 (197 amino acids)
Molecular function (GO): oxygen binding; heme binding
Source: RefSeq, a predicted model, not a curated record